Messenger RNA from Stegodyphus dumicola, 2940 nucleotides. RefSeq names its product cyclic GMP-AMP synthase-like receptor. The record is from RefSeq and is a predicted model, not a curated record. NCBI's taxonomy places the organism in Eukaryota, Metazoa, Arthropoda, Arachnida, Araneae, Eresidae.
GGGAAAGAAUUUUAAAAUUUUAUAUGAGUUAUUUAGUUUUCAUUAUUUUAUUGGAGGACUAGUGAUAUUAAACAUACAUUUACCAAUAGGUAUGUUAAAUAUUAUAAUUAGGGAUAUAUAAUUUUCGUAUUUAUGAAAGAGAUUGGAAUAAAUAUGAAAUUUACUUGUCCUCAUAAAUUAAAUAUGCUGAUAUUAUUUCUAAUUUUGGCUAAUUUUUUUUAAUUAUAGAAAAGUAAGUAUUUAAAGAUAUUUUUUAAAUUUAUAUUGUUCAUAGUCUGUGUCUGUUGGACGACAUACUUACCCACUCACACAUCCUGUGUCAUCAUUUCAUUGAGUCAAUCCAGUUGGGCUACAAACUGUGGAAUACCUCUGCAAGAACAUCAAGUUGUGAAAAAUGAGUUUUAGAAAAUGUUUAGUGUGUAAUUAUUGCAAAAGAAAAGUAUCAAUUAGCGAUGAAUCCUUCCCAGAAAAUCUUUUUGAUUUAAUUACAAAGUAUAAAAUAGAUCAGUUGCUCUGGAUUUGUAAAGCAUGCAAAAUAAGCUGUCAUCAUUCUUGCUGUUCCUCUAAAAAUGAUGUUAAUGAAGUACACCAGGAAUUGCUGGAAAUAAAAGAAGUCCUUCAACAUUUGACUGCAGAAGUAAGAAAUUGCUCUUCAUUUGUUGCCCAGCAGUAUUCUUAUCCACAUUCUGCUCAGGCUGUUGGAAACUAUUGUACAACCUCGUUACCAGAUACUUCACCUUUGCAAGUGGAUGUGUCAGAUGUAUCAUUUCCUGCCUUAUCCAGAGACAAAAUGUCACCAUCAUCAUCCUUAUCUGAAGCCAGUUCACAAUCACCACCUUUACGUAAAAGAAGCUUGUCCCAGUCACCGCCUAUAUGCAAAGAUAGUUUGUUUUCUUCUUCCCCAAAGAAAAGUAAAGCUGCUCGUGAACUGAUGCAGUCAAUCUUAAAAAAUCAAAUCAAAAUCGACCCAAAUGAGGAAAUGAAUAGCAGAAAAGUUGUAACUGCCUUUCUAAAUAUCUUAACAGAUGCUUUAAAAGGGGAUAAUAUGUUCAAUCUUUUAUAUGAAAAACCAUAUUAUACUGGCAGUUCAUACCAUGGUCUAAGAGUUGCCUCAGCUUCUGAGUUUGAUAUUGAUAUAGUAUUACAUGUCCCUCAACAGAUCUCUUUAAAGGUAGAGUUUUUCGACAGUACUCUGGCAUUUGCAAAGAUUAAAUGGGAAGUGAAAAGUGAGCUUCCUGAGAAUAAGAUUGAUAUUUUAAAAUUCUUGAAUUCAAAUUCUGUAGACUGUUAUCUUGAACCAGUUAAAAUAACAUCUUGGUUUCAAAGCCUUCUUGAUCGAUUUUUGAGCAAACUGGUGUUCAAAGAUGAUAUAAAGCAAGUAAAAAAUCAUAAAAGUGGGCCAGCUAGAACAGUGGAAAUUGAGACUUACUCAUCGACUAUUAUAAAUAUUGAUUUAGUUCCAGUUUUUCAGUUUGAUCAUCAGCAGCUAAGUGACACACCUAUUGCACAAAUUUUUCAGAAAUAUCCCAAAAUCUCAUGUGCUAAAAAAAUAUGCUUCUUUAUUCCAAAACAAUGUGCUGGAGAAGUCCCAAUGAGUGAAUCGGAUUGUAAUAUUUCAUGGAGAUUAGAUUUUCCAGAAAUUGAAAGAAGUGUGUUGCAUAAUAAACAAUGUGCAAAGCCUAUUAUUAAAUUGAUUAAGCUCUUACGGGAUAAAUCGGAUUGGAAAGGUUUGGCUUCUUACCAUAUUAAAACUGUGAUGCUGUGGGAAGUCUCUAAAAAUACAAAUCAUGGAGCCUGGGAUAAUACUUUUCUAUAUGAAAGAUAUUUACAGGUUAUGAAACAAUUAUAUUCAUAUUUGAAAAAUAGAAAUUUGCCUUUUUUCUUUCACCCUCAAUUGAAUCUGCUACAUAAAUUCAAUGAAGAAACGUAUGAAAACUGGAGUAACCGUCUAAAAGAUAUUAUAUCAUCUAUAGAAUCUAAUCAUGAAGCAUUAUUAAAGUAUUAUUGUUGAUUUUUUUAUAUAUAUAAUUUUAUAUGAUUUAUUUAUUUUGAGGUUAUUAUGAUCUGCUGUGAAGCUUCUCUCUUGUUGUAUAUGACUACAAUAUGAAAGUGAUAAGUAUUUCUUUGAUAUUGUUAUUAGUAUUGCAGAAUUGCCAAAUCUUCAAAUAAAAUUGAGAGAUAACAGUUUUCAUUCAUAUCUCCGAAUUUUUAAUUUAUGUCUCAACUGUUUCAAUUCCUUAGAUAUCUAGAGGUUUUCCUUUUUUGUUCAGGUUUCCUUUGGUAUAAAAUUUUAAGAAUCUUCAAAAUGCAAUAAAAUAAGCCAAAAACAUAACUCAUAAUUUGUUGUUCUAAAUUUUAGGGAGAUUUCAUCAAUAUUUCAUUACAACUAGCUUAAUAAUUUGGAUUAUGAUUUAUAAAACAAUCUAUGAAAACUCGUAGAUUUAGCCCUUCAAACAUUACGAAAAAAUUUAAUCUAGCUGCCCCUUCAAAAAUCGCAUAUCUUGAUUGAAAGAGCUUUUAAUUCCUCCAUUUUUUCAUACUUUAAAACUGGCAGAUAGACAAAUAAGAAAGAUUUUAAAAAAUAAAUAAGAUUUUAAGAAUUGCAAAAGAGAAAACUGUCAGAUAUAUUAGUGAUUUUAAUAUUGUUAAGUUUCCUUUUCAUAAGUUCUCAAUUUUGUUGAAUAAUACAGUAAAUUGUUGCCAUUUAUGGAGUUAUGUCAUUAAUAUGUUGUGCAUAUAACAAAGUUAACUUACUAUGCUAAAAUAUUAUGUUUAUGUGUAAUUUAGCAAGCUUAAAUAUUGUUGUAAUUAAAAGGAAAGAAUGAAACAAAUGUUAGUUGAAAGGAUUUUUAUUACUGCUGAGUAUGUGUACAUGAUACAAUUUUUCUUUCUUUCUUUCUCUCUCCCCCUUCCUGAAUAAAGCGUACCUUUCUUUCUUCA